AUGGGUCACAACACCUUGGUGAGUAGGCUACUUUAUGAGUAUUGGUAUCUGCAAAUAAUUGUAUGCUCAUGACAUUUUACAUGUUCCUAUGAUAAGUCUAUCAAUGGAAAAAAAAACGUUCAACCAAGUACUUUUUUGUUUAUACAUUAGCAUUCAUAGUGAAGAUGUUUAUUUGAGCGAUUUCCCCUACACGGUCCAUGGUUUUCCCCCCUGAAAGUUUAUUUUCUCAUUGAUCUAGUCCAAAGCUUACUUGGGGCAAUCAGGAGUCAAUAUGGCCCCUGUCUUACUCAGCGCUGGGUGCAGUUCCAACAGAAAGAAUCCAAUACCUAGCUAAGCACAAAAGAGACUUCUCAGCAUGGGAGGACCACCUGAGGUAAUUGUAUACUAAUUACACCCAGGCUGAACAUUAUUGAUGACUCACUCAAAAAAGUAUGAGCCAACAGUUAGAAUAAAAAAGCAUUGUAAGUAGUUAUGCUCGAUACGUUACGAUUAUAUUGUGCAGUGUCACCACAAAACAGUGAAAAUGUUUGCUAAGUCUUAAAUUAGUCUGCUCUAUAAGCUUGCAUAAGAUACAGUACAUUUGGCUCUGAGCUCAAGCGCAGGAAAUUGUCCUCCAGAGUGAAAAGUGAUGUUCAGGCUAUUUGCCAAUUUCCUGCAUCCUCAUUGGAGGUGACUGCUCCAGAGAUGUCUAUUCGAAUUCGAAAGAUAUCUGUUAGUCAGGUUCAGACAGACCUGUAUUAGAUUACCUACUUUUUUUUUUUUUUUAUUCAGCUGUCAAGCUAAACGUGCAUGGAACAUUAGACAAAUAAUUCAAUCAAAAUUCUUCUCAGGAAGCCCUGCCUUGUUAAAUAAGCUAUUUAUUGAAUUGAAAAAGGCAGCAUUUGUGAGAAUGAAUGGCCAGUUUGGCCACAGGAAAGCUGCCAUCAUUGUUUCUGUGCUCAUUGAAUUUAUGUUUUAAUGUGCUGCAGUUUUUUUGUGUGGUUUUGACAUAGAAACAAUGCUCAAGUGUUCCAAGUGGUUGUAGUUGCAUCACAUAACCUCACCAACCUACUAGAUAAUUGGAGACAGAUAUUUGGCAUUCUUCAAAUGUGCAGUUUAUGACUAAACCAUUAAGUCUAAUGAGAUUACGGAGAAAGUGAAUUUAGCUGUCUGGGUGCUGCCUGCAGGCAACAGAGGUGGCAUGUCACCCUCACAAUGUGUCAUGAUCCAUAUCUCGCCUAAAUGUGAAGUGAAAUCGCUCUUCAUUGACAAGUUGUUCAGGGUCAACACAGUCAGAUCUGUCUAUUCACCCCUCUAAAAUGUUGCAUCGUUAGUGAUGCAUUUAACCCUUACAAUUGUCCAUUGAGACAGGAGGUUAAGUAUUUUUCCUCUGGCAUGAUGAUACUUCUUUUAGCCAAAAUAAAUGUACGGUAAUUGCUUGUAUUUUCCUGCAGGAAAGAGGAGGAGGUGAGCUCCUCUAGGAAGACAUUACGUUCUUCCUCCAAGACGGCCCAGUACGAGCGCAUUGUCCGCCUGUCAACACCUAAGACCAGGUCCCGAAGCUCCCUGGAAAUGAGGUAAAGUCCCCAAGAAACCGUGACCAUAACAAAAUGUGCCUAGUCCACAUUGUUAAAUACUAGAGUAUACGCAAGCAUGCCACUUGGCCCAGAUCCUCCUUGGCCUAGGAAGCCAAUAUUAUGACAUCUGUUAUUUCGGUAGAGAGCUGUGGCUCUGGGAGAGAGAGGAGGCGAUGGUGAGAUAAUAGGGGCUAUUGUCCCAAGCUCAGGCCCCUGGGACAUUCAGACACAGCCAUGGAAGUCUUUUUAUAAAUCUUCAAGCGCAGCAGCGCAUAUUUGGCCUCAAGCCUUCUAGAAAGGACUCUCAGGCCUGCACACUGGACCGAAUAUGCCAAACAAUAUGCCUGUUUGUUUUCAUGCCUCUGUGGAACACACUCCCAUGGGCAUGGUCUGAAUAGAUGAGAGGUUUUAGUUCAGGGCGGAGAGCUAUGUUGUGGUGUUUGUGUUUGUUUGUGAUGCUUCAUAUUGUUUUAUGGUGAUCUUGCAUAUAUAAAUACAAAUAUUAGAAUCUCUGUGGUUCCACAGGCCUCCUCACACAUCGUGUUGUGAGUACAGCUGCCCUAUCUGGCAUAUAGACCCCAGAGUGAGAACUGCUGAGACCACUCCACGGCUACUACAGCUAGCCAAUCCCAAAGGGAACCACCUCAACUUCAGAAGCAACAGGGAGGUAAGUGCCUAGAAAGAAAGGUAUGUUAUUUAUUCAAUUCAAUGGAAUUGAAAGUGUUGCCAAAGGUGUAUAUCAAUGGUUUACAGUUGCUGUACCUUUGGAUAACGUUUGGAUAACUUAUUUAGAACUUUUGUUUUGGCCUUCAAUGCUUGAGGUCAUGUUUUAUUGGGAAACCAUACAUAAGGCAUUGAUUCAUCUUUUACUUCUAUACUUCUCUUUUUUUUUAAGAAAGUGGAGACAUACAUUUCCUAUGCUGCCAAAACGGCCCAGACCACUCACAGGCUGGACCAGCUCUCGCUGCCCAAGUUGAGGGACAGUAAAAUGUUCUUUGAGCGAGGACGUCCAGAGGACUCCAUUUGGCCAGUGAGCACAUCGCCUUUACUGUCACCCACACAACACGCUGGAAAACAGUUCAAUUCCUAGACCUAGAAUGAUGCUCUGCACCAAUGUGUAACAUUGUCUCAAUAUUGUUGUGAUAUUAGAUUUUUUAUUUUCUAUAAUUUGAAGAAAGAUGCGACGUAAGAAAGGGUAUGCUUUCAUAUAAGUUUUCUAGUUCCUUGGACAGGACUCACUGAAACAUGCAUUCUCAACAGGUGUCAAGGGGAUCCCGGCAGGCCACAGCAACAUUACGACUUCAAACUCUAUCAGCUCCUAAGGGACUUCAUAAGGACUACAUCCCUCUGAGAGACCUGCCACCUUUAUGAGCUUGAUUCUCCGUCAAGGUCCAUGUUGGUGCACUAGGAAAAUGGCCACUGAGAAAAGCAAAAUAAAUGGGUACAGAUUACUC
Messenger RNA from Coregonus sp. 'balchen', 3010 nucleotides. Lineage: Eukaryota; Metazoa; Chordata; Actinopteri; Salmoniformes; Salmonidae. The record is from the annotation of a GenBank genome assembly.